CCGGGACUAUCGACUCUCACCUCUCGCUUGGUAACAAACUCGAUGGAUUUUUUAUGGUAGAAUGGUCGGUGAAUAUUGUUGCAGGGGGUGAGGGGGAUGAUGUGGAGGACAGAAGGUGGCGGAAGGCUAAUGGAAGUAAUUGAUUUUUUUGGGGGUUAUUGGGGAAUUUUUUGGAGCGAAUUUAUCGGAGUGUUUUUGGGGAUUUUUGAUUUUUUUUUUGGGAAUUUUGAAAUUGGAAAAUUUAAUUUUAGUUUAGUGACAACAGUGGUUGGACGAUAAAUUUUUCGGGAGUUUCCACUCGUGUGAGUCGUUUCGGCGGAGAUUGCAGGAGUAAUUACAGUCAAAAAAUCGUCGGAAAUUUCGGAAAUUCGGUCAAGGGAUCAAUCAUCGCUCAUCGGAAAUAUCUAUUUACGUUAAAUUGAAUGUCACUUUCCUGGAAAUUAGCAGUCAACUGCCCAUGAAAUUUCAAUUUUCCCAACCAGUAUUAUUAAGUGUACUGGUAAAUUGCUUCUGGAAAAAAAACCUAUUGACUGAUGUCAGGAACAAAAAAGCCUUAACUUUUUUGUCCCUCACAGUUUACGAUCUUGGCACUGAUUUAGGCUUUUUAUUGCCUCAAAAUCUGAGUAAUUGACACUGGCAUUUCGAUUGCCUCGUAUCCGCCACAGAAUAAAAACAACUGCCGUCACUUCAACUAGUUUUGGUGAUUCAUAAAUUCAAUAAACUUGUCCUUGUGUUUACUGGGAAUUAAUCAGCCGCAAUUUAUUCCCCCGGGAUUUGUAAAUAUUUUCUUAUCAAUCAUCACCGAUAAAAUUGUACCUUAAAUUACCGGUUUAGUUGUCCUAAAUUUAUGAAUGUGAAAUUGUAACACCGACUGCACACAUAAAUGGAAAUAGAAAUUCUGGUUUUACUGCAUCACGAGAUCGAAGGUUAAGUAAGGAGCACCUGUUUUGCCCCACCUGAAUAACCCGGACGAUUCUCCUGGUAAUUUAAUCCACUGAUUAUGGAUUUGAAAUGUCUCAGUGAGAAAUUGAAUGUUCCUCCUUUGAUGGGAACUGGAUUUAAUCCAAAUCGACAACCAUCCAAUUUGAAACAAAGUAAAACAGAAAAAAAAAAAGAAUAAUCCAACGAGAAAAACCAUCCCACCACUAUCGGCACAUUCAGAAUGCUCCAGAGUUUCCUGUCUGGUGGCUCCAGAUGUGCCCGACGUGGUCUAGUAUUCGUAUUCAUUUGGGGCCUCGUAAUGAUUGGUGCACUGCAAUUUCGCCGAGUCGAGAAUGAGGUACUACAGGAGCAUGAUUCACCGACGAUGGACGAGGUCUAUCCGACAGCAGGUGUUUGGGAACAUUCACUGGAACAGGCGCCACCAUCACCACUAACGUCUGUACACCGUGAUACCCCUGGGAUACAUGAAUUAUCGGUAUAUAACAAUGAGAAACGUACACCAGUUGAUGCUGAUGGAUACAUAGCAAACAGAAUUAACAUUCAGGGGUUGAAAAAUUAUCCUGACGACCGUGAACCACUUCUCGACAAACGACCACCAAAAACUGACGAAGAAAUCGUCAACGAGAUUGAAAAAAAAUCACCAAACUUACCCCUGGCCUAUUGGAUGAAGAGUAACACCCUGAAGAAGCCAGUGCCUCCAAAAAAUGGCGGCUGUGCACCCAAAUUUCCUGACAUAUUUGACCUUGAAUUUAACAACAUUUACUGGCAAACAAUGGAAUCAUCGAAUGGUACAUUUCAACUUUACGGUGCCUACUACGAUAAUCGAAGUCUAUCUCGAAUUGGUCCGGCUGUUCGUCUCGUCGGUAUGAUAAAUCGAAUCGAUCCCAAGGUCAAGACCUACUGCCAGCUGUGGUACAAAGGAGAGAGAGAUCCUAAAAUAGUCGAUGUAUUUGAGUACAAGUACAUAUGGUACCCCAAAUGGGGUAAUUACAAGCAGGGAAUCUAUCAGCCUUAUGUGAUAGCAUGUAAAAUACCAAAAUCCCAUUCAGACAAGGAUCCACCAGCCUCGGUCUCCAUCGUCGAGAAGCCCUGCGAUACAGCACGAAAUAAUCUACGAGUCAUCUACAACAAACCAAAAGUCAAAAAGGAAUUUGCUGUUUGUGUCAAGGGACUGGAUUUCCUCCACGAGGACCUCUCAGUUCGUUUAAUCGAGUGGAUCGAGCUGAUUGGGAUUCUUGGAGCUGAUAAGAUUUACUUCUAUCAGCUUCAAGUCCAUCCCAACAUCACAAAAGUCCUCGAUUAUUAUCAGGAGUUGGGGAAAAUCGAGGUGACUCCAUUGACAUUGCCUGGUGGACAGCCAAAUGUACCAGCAUUUCAACACUUGUAUCUCACCAAAAAGACCAAUCACAAGAGGCAGAAUGAACUCAUACCCUACAACGAUUGUUUGUACAAACACAUGUACGAGUAUGAUUACAUUGCUCUACUCGAUAUUGAUGAAGUUAUAAUGCCGGCUAACGAUACAACAUGGAGUGAGCUCAUGAGACGAGUUGUACCGAAGGCACUUAAAAUACGCAAUGAGACUCGUGCCUCGUACAACGUUAGAAAUGUCUACUUUCUCGAUGACCUUCUACAUUCGCACGAAUACUUCGACCACGUGCCGAGGUACAUGCACAUGCUUCAGCAUGUCUACAGAUCCAAGAAUUACACGAAACCCAAUCAGUACAUCAAGUGUUUUCACAAUACAGAGCGCGUUGUUACGCUACAUAAUCAUUUUCCAUUGGCUUGUCUCGGGUCUGGAUGUACCAGUUAUCCAAUCGAUACCCAGGACGCCCAGUUGCAGCAUUAUCGUGCAGACUGCGUUAAAUCACUCAAGAAGACUUGUGAACAGUACCGUGAAAACAGUGUAUUGGAUACCAAGAUUUGGCGAUACAAGGAUAAGCUUGUCGAGCGUGUUACAAAGGCACUGAAGGACUUGAAAUUUUUUGGACCCAGUUAGGAAGAGUUUACUACAAAAUUUAGAAAUUAAAAAAAUUUUUUUUAUCACUUUCAAUGCUCAAUUGUCCUCCCUUGUUCCCCGGAAAAAAAUUGUCUAAAUAUAAAUUCUUUUAUUCCGGGGAAUGACGAGAGUACUUCAACUGCAUUUUCAUGGUCAAUCUCGAUCGUUCUCUGUUGUAAAAUAUAAAUAAAGAACAGUAAUGUGUGAACAUAACACUGGAGUGAGAUAAAAAAAAAAAUAUUGUACGUGAAGUGGACGGUUGGAAAAACAGUUAUGCUCAACUCAAGUCCAGAACAGAGGGCGAUUCACAUUGUACCAUGAAUAGCUCUUUAUUGUAGGCCACACUUACUUGUGUACAUUGUGACGUCUGCUAGCUUUUUGUUAGUAAAAAAAGAAAAAUUUCCCAUACAUUAACGUGUGCCAUUAGACUCAUCGAGUGAGGCCUACAUUGAAAUGCACUUGUACGUCUUUUAAUACGACUAUUGUUUUAUAUUCAUAUUGUACAGUUCGAAUUUUUUGUUUUAUUUGUUAUGUUCAAUUAUCGAUGAAUGGUGAAUAAAGAGGAUGAAAUAUUUAUUUUCACGAUUUAAGUUGAGGCAAAUUUUUCUCAUCGCUUGCAGCUAUUUUACACAUUCGAUUUUAAAUUUAAUUUUUUUGGGACUUGUUCAAAAAGUCUCUAAAUGGUUUUUAAACCCUCUUUGUAUGUGUGCCUCUAUGUAUAUAUGACACCCAUUUUUUUUGCAAUUGUUCGCUAAUAAAUCAAUGAAAUUGAAUUUUUUAAUGUAGAUAUUGUUGAGCCCUAUCCAUCGAACUUAAUUAUAAUGUAAGUCGAGUAUUUUCGAAUUUUGUAUUAUCUCAUUAUAUUUUUCAAUCGAAAAUUCGUUACUAUUAUGAUAUCCAAUAAAACGCAUAUGAAACGCAAUAUUAUU
Messenger RNA from Diachasmimorpha longicaudata, 3867 nucleotides. RefSeq lists its product as uncharacterized. The transcript has 3 exons. Lineage: Eukaryota; Metazoa; Arthropoda; Insecta; Hymenoptera; Braconidae. The coding region runs from base 1163 to 2938 and encodes 591 amino acids. Gene Ontology annotation, cellular component: cytoplasm. The record is from RefSeq and is a predicted model, not a curated record. Gene Ontology annotation, molecular function: glycosyltransferase activity.